UAUAGAAUUAUUUUUCCGACAUAAAGAUUGACAACCUUCUGUUGUCUAUUCAUGGAAUAAGAUAAAAGAAUCAGAUUGUUAAAUAAACGGUGACUAAUUUGCAAUAAGUUGGGAGAGCUCACUGAUUAGAAAGGCUUUAAAGAAACAGUUAUGAUUGACCAUUCUCUUUUAAGACUAUGGCUUUCAAAGUAUCAAAAUCCAGACGCUGCCUAUCGCGAUAUUACCCAGGCAGUUCAACAUUAUCAGGGUUUACAACCACAACAAGAUUCUUACACUUUCCUGGAUGGCACAACAAUGGACUUGGUGAAUUUAACAGGCACAAUUCCUGUCACAUACAAAGGCAGUGUUUAUAAUAUCCCUAUAUGUAUCUGGCUCAUAGAUACUCAUCCAAAAAAUGCGCCCAUUUGCUAUGUGCAGCCAACUGCCGACAUGUCUGUUAAGGUUUCCAUGUUUGUUGAUCAGAAUGGAAAAAUAUACUUGCCAUAUUUACACGACUGGGUUGCUGACCACUCGGAUCUCUUGGGAUUGAUUCAAGUGAUGAUAGUUACCUUUGGAGAGCAACCUCCAGUUUUUGCUAAGCCCAAAGAUGGCAACCCUCCAUAUCCAGUUAACAGGGUCAUGCCUCAACCAUCUGGCAGUUACCCACCCUCAUCAUACCCUCCUACAUCUCCUUAUACUCCAACAUGUGGAAAUUUUGAUGGUUAUCCGCCAUAUUCUAUAGGCUAUACUGGCUAUCCUCAGUUUCCAGAGCCCUCACAUCCUAACAGAUAUCCUCUAGUAACCCCUCUAUCCACAAGAAAAGAGGAUUACAUUAGAGAUUCACUGUUAACAGCCAUUCACGAAAAACUGCUUAGGAAAAUGAAAGACCAGUUUUUGCAAAAUCAAGCCGAGUUGCAAACCUUGAAGAAAACACAAGAGGAACUGAAGCAGGGUCAGACUAAACUGGAUGGUAUAUUAGGUAGAUUGGAAAAGGAGCAGAAAGAUUUGGAAAAAAGUGUUACUCUUCUAAGGGACAAGGAACAGGAAUUGAAUAAUGCUAUAGAAAAAAUUGCGGAACAAGAAUCAAUAGAUGUGGAUGAUGCGGUAACCACAACUGCUCCUCUUUACAAACAGUUGCUGAACGCGUAUGCAGAAGAGACGGCCAUAGAAGAUGCGAUUUACUACAUGGGAGAAGCACUUCGAUGUGGUGUGAUUGAUCUGGAUGUGUUUCUUCGACAGGUGAAGACAUUGUCAAGAAAGCAAUUUAUGCUGUGUGCCUUGAUGCAGAAAUGCCGUCAGAAGGCUGGAUUGGCCGUGUGAAAAGUAGUGCCUAAUAUUGUGGUUAUGUUUAAGUAUUUUAUUUAGACAUUUAAGAUUUUAUUAUGCUUACAAGAAAAUGUAAUAAUUAUUAGAAUUAAAUAAGUAUGUUGACCGGGAUGCCUUAUAUCUGCCAAAAGUUUAUUGGCCACUGAAGCUGGAAAAAGAAAAAAAUAUAUUGCCAUAAAUCUAGUGUCUAAAAGGUUAAGAUACUCUAAUUGACAAUAGAAUUGAGACAAA
Cylas formicarius (sweet potato weevil) is the source of this 1536-nucleotide messenger RNA. It is a transcript of the gene TSG101, whose product is annotated as tumor susceptibility gene 101 protein. Gene Ontology annotation, biological process: protein modification process; endosome to lysosome transport; protein transport. Gene Ontology annotation, cellular component: ESCRT I complex. The record is from RefSeq and is a predicted model, not a curated record. Gene Ontology annotation, molecular function: ubiquitin binding. NCBI's taxonomy places the organism in Eukaryota, Metazoa, Arthropoda, Insecta, Coleoptera, Brentidae. The transcript has 7 exons. Bases 151 to 1299 code for a protein of 382 amino acids.